Octopus bimaculoides (California two-spot octopus) is the source of this 1799-nucleotide messenger RNA. Its product is annotated as solute carrier family 75 member 1. Gene Ontology annotation, molecular function: transmembrane transporter activity. Lineage: Eukaryota; Metazoa; Mollusca; Cephalopoda; Octopoda; Octopodidae. The record is from RefSeq and is a predicted model, not a curated record. Gene Ontology annotation, biological process: transmembrane transport. Gene Ontology annotation, cellular component: brush border membrane.
UCACCACCCCUUCCUCUCUCUUUCGCUUAUACCAACUUUCACUCUUUCAUUCUCUUGCCUCGUCUUUGAUCGACUGUUCCCCCUCUCCCGCACACACCACCAAUACUUCUCUUUCUCUCUCUCUCUCUCUGUCACUUUAUCUUCUGUCGCCCCUUCAGCUCAUAUUCUUACAUUAAUUCCGUUGCUUACUUAUUCCUCUCAUUCAACCAACCAUAGGGGCACCAGUGAGAAUCUCGUUGCCUGACGUUUCUCGAGAGGGGUAGAUGUAACGAGAGCGGGUUCCAUUCAGUAUACAUGCAGGAGUGCUGUUGCGAAGACGUUUGCAACCAUUCCCGCAGUUCGCAUCACCUUUGACCGUGUCUCUCAUCUGUCAUACUCUCGUUAGAUUUUCCCACCUUUAUUAAGAAAUUGUUGCUUCCACUCGAAGACAAAGCCUUCAUUGGCGGCUCUCGCUUUCUGUACCUUCCUACCCAUUUUAUACAGAUCAAUUAAGGCAUCCAAUGGCCCACCGGAAGACAUCUUUCAAAUUGGAGCCAUCUUCUAAGAUAUCUGAAGACAAAACUCAAAGAAAUGGCUCAACAUUGGAGAAGACUUCACCAAUUCGUUGCAAACAACAGAAACAUAUUCUCCUGGUUGUGUUUGUCUCGCUCAUUAUAGAUCUUCUGGCAUUUACAUUGCUUCUGCCUUUACUACCAUCCAUUCUUGAUUACUACCAGCAACAUGAUCGGAGCAUUAUUUAUCGCAGUUUAGAAGAAGCUGUCCGAUACUUCCAGACUUUGGUUGGAAUUCCAAACAAUGUCAAAUGGAACACAGUUCUGUUUGGAGGUAUGAUUGGAUCCAUGUUUUCAUUGUUACAGUUCGUAUCUUCCCCAAUUAUUGGAGUUGCAUCCGAUGUCUAUGGACGGAAACCCUUACUUCUUAUUUCUAUGGUAGGCGUCGCUAUAUCUCACCUGAUAUGGUCGAUCUCCAACACCUUCCUCCUGUUCAUCAUUGCAAGAAUUAUUGGUGGCAUCAGUAAAGGUAACAUCAGCCUUUCAACUGCUAUAGUGACCGAUGUCUCUUCUGCCGAGAAAAGAGGACGAGGAAUGGCUUUGAUUGGAAUUGCCUUUUCUCUUGGAUUCAUCAUUGGUCCCUUUAUUGGUGCCAUGUUCUCAAAGUCUGCUGGUAAACAGCAGGGCCUGUUUGCAAUUCCUGGUUUAUUUGCUUUUUGCUUAAUUCUGACGGACAUAAUGUUCAUUAUAUUUUGUCUCAACGAGUCUCUACCUCCUGGUAAAAGGUAUGUUACAGAUAUGUCUUCCAUUCGAAUAAUUGGUUGUGUUUAUUUCCUGUAUUUAUUCAUCUUCUCUGGAUUGGAAUUUACACUGACCUUCCUCACACAUUCCCGCUUUGGUUAUUCCAGCUUACAGAAAGGCAUUAUGUUUAUUUACAUUGGUUGUAUCAUGGCUUUAAUACAAGGUAGCUACACAAGACGAGUCCCUUUUGGGAAAGAAAAGAAGGUGGCGUGUAUUGGAAUUGCUGUACUCAUUCCAUCUCUCCUGAUUCUUUCCCUCGCUUCAUCACAACUGGCUUUAUACUCUGCUCUGGGACUCUUUGCAUUUUGUUCUGCAACUGUGGUGCCAUGUCUAACAACUUUGAUCUCAAGAUACGGCAAAGUUAACCAGAAAGGUGCCAUUGUUGGCGUCUUCCGCUCUCUGGGGGCGCUAGCACGUGCACUAGGACCUGUAGCUAUGUGCACAGUGUAUUGGCUGUUUGGUCCAUUUGUCUGCUACUUGUCCUGUGCUGUUGGUCUACUGGUGCCA